AUGUACAUCCACUUCCUGGUGGUCCAGUCCAAACUGAAGAUCAUCAAAGACAAACCUAAACUGAACCGUCUCCAUCAGAGUGCUGUGGACCAGGCCUUACAGAGUCCAAACGGACACCUGGACUUGUUCCUGCGCUUCCUCCUGGGUCUCUCACUGCAGACCAAUCAGACUCUCCUGAGAGAUCUGCUGACACAGACAGGAACAGAGAGAAGCUGGGAAGCUCUGUCCUCAGUCCUCAGCUCACAGUCCUCCAGUCUGAGAGAGCUGGACCUGAGUAACAAUGACCUGCAGGAUUCAGGAGUGGACCUGCUAUCUUCUGGACUAAAGGAUCCAAACUGUAACCUGGAAACUCUCAGUCUGUCAGGAUGUCUGAUCACAGAGGAAGGCUGUGCUUCUCUGGCCUCAGCUCUGAGCUCCAGCCCCUCCCACCUGAGAGAGCUGGACCUGAGCUACAACCAUCCAGGAGACUCAGGAGUAAAGCUUCUGUCUGCUGGACUGAAGGAUCCUCUCUGCAGACUGAAAACACUGAGGGUGGACCAUGGUGGAGAGCAGAGGUUAAAACCUGGACUGAAGAAGUAUGUCUGUGAACUCACUCUGGACUCAAACACAGCAGACAGAUACCUCAGACUGUCUGAAGACAACAGGAAGGUGACAUGUGAGAGAGAGGAUCAGUCAUAUCCUGAUCAUCCAGACAGAUUUGAGUCCUGUCGUCAGCUGCUGUGUAGAGAUGGUCUGACUGGUCGCUGUUACUGGGAGGUCGAGUGGAGAGGAAGGGUUCAUAUAUCAGUGAGUUACAGAGGAAUCAGAAGGAAAGGAGUCAGUGACUGUGAGUUUGGAUUUAAUGAUCAGUCCUGGAGUCUGAUCUGCUCUGAUGAACGUUACUCUGUCUAUCACAAUAAGAGAGUAACAGUCCUCCCUCUCUCCUGGUCCUCUGACUCUCACAGAGUAGCAGUGUAUGUGGACUGUCCUGCUGGCACUCUGUCCUUCUACAGAGUCUCCUCUGACUCUCUGAUCCACCUCCACACCUUCAGAACCUCCUUCACUGAACCU
Messenger RNA from Notolabrus celidotus (New Zealand spotty), 1050 nucleotides. Its product is annotated as E3 ubiquitin-protein ligase TRIM11-like. The annotation marks the transcript as partial. Gene Ontology annotation, molecular function: protein binding. NCBI's taxonomy places the organism in Eukaryota, Metazoa, Chordata, Actinopteri, Labriformes, Labridae. The record is from RefSeq and is a predicted model, not a curated record. The transcript is spliced from 6 exons.